This is a messenger RNA of Aspergillus pseudotamarii, 2687 nucleotides long. RefSeq names its product transcription initiation factor TFIID subunit TAF2. The coding region runs from base 107 to 2440 and encodes 777 amino acids. Gene Ontology annotation, biological process: transcription initiation at RNA polymerase II promoter. Gene Ontology annotation, cellular component: transcription factor TFIID complex. The transcript has a single exon. The record is from RefSeq and is a predicted model, not a curated record. Lineage: Eukaryota; Fungi; Ascomycota; Eurotiomycetes; Eurotiales; Aspergillaceae. Gene Ontology annotation, molecular function: transcription cis-regulatory region binding; chromatin binding; RNA polymerase II general transcription initiation factor activity.
UGAAGGCCCUAUCCAGAGGUUAUAGAGUUGCUCCUUGAGCUUGGACAUGACGGUAGAGGAUCAAGGAAGCGCUCGCGGCGCAGUGCACGACUGAGUACUCUGCGCAAUGCCUGGCGUCGUUGAUGCCCCUGCAGGCCCUGCCUGGCAGGGACUGGGCUAUACGGUUGCGCACCAGAAGGUUGAGCUGGAGCUAGACUUUGCAAAUAAGAGCCUCAAGGGGAAAACCGAAAUUACGAUCCAUCCACAUUACAAGGAGCUCCGUGUUAUUCGAUUAAAUUUCCGACAGGGCGAGAUUAGGCGCUUGAAUGUCUGCGGAAAGAUACCAUCGAUGAAAUAUGCGGACCCUUACGAGUCGCUGCAACUGUACGGUCCUCAUUAUCAUCAACGACUUACCUCGAAAAUAGAUGGCUUGCUUAAGUCCCCGCCAGAGCCCGACCUACUUGUGUCGGUCCCAAAAAGCGUUAGGAUUGAAGAACUUGACCCUUUCUCAGUUGAGGCCCAAGAUCAAAUGGCUCUCCGUGCAACUGGUGCUGCCGACGAUUCUGAAGGCCCUUUGAGCUCCAAAGCGCCAGAUACUACGCUUCCUCGGUUUACAGCACUGACGGUCAACAUCGAAUUUACUAUUGACAGCAUAAAGGAUGGGUUACAGUUCGUGGGAGUCGAGAAUGGGGACAGACGUUACCCGCAUGCCUUUACAACAAACUCGCUUGGAUAUGGGGCCGGCUGCCCUCUUUUCCCUUGCGUUGAUGACCCUUCGUCACGUUGCACCUGGGAGCUGUCUAUCAAAUGCCCCUGUUCGUUAGGGGAUGUGUUUGACCGCAAAAUCCGCGAUCCAGCUGGCUCCAAUGCUUCUGGACGCCCUAAACCGACGUCAAAUCUUGGUCGAUACAUAUCUCCGGAUGAUGAAGCCUUGGACCUCCUGGUGGUUUGUUCUGGAGAUAUGACGGAUGAGAUUAUUGAUCCGAAAGACAACAGCAAAAAGACAGUAUCCUUUGCAUGUACCUCACCGCUCUCUGCCCAGCAAGUUGGAUUUGCUGUUGGCCCAUUUGAGUAUGUCAACCUUGCACAUUUCCGGGAAAGCGACCAAGAUGAGCAGCUUGGCCAGAAUGCCAUCCCUCUGCAUGCUUUUUGCCUUCCCGGGCGAGGCGAUGAACUCAGGAACACUUGCUUUCCAAUGGCGAAGGCGAUCGACUUCUUUUCCCUAUCAUAUGGGUCGUAUCCAUUCUCAAGUUACAAAAUGUGCUUCGUAGAUGACGCGCCCGAGGAUACUUUGUCGACAGCGUGCUUGUCAAUAUGCAGCAGUCAUCUCCUGUUUCCGGAAGAUAUUAUCGAUCCGAUGUACGACGCGACACGUGCUCUCGUUUAUGGCCUUGCGUCUCAGUGGAUCGGUGUUAACAUCGUUCCAAAGGCGCCAACUGACACUUGGGUCACAGUAGGCGUCGCGUGGUUUAUCACAGAUACGUUCAUGAGGAAACUCUGUGGAAAUAAUGAAUAUCGCUUUCGACUAAAACAGAUGUCUGAUAGAGUAUGCGACUUGGACUAUGAGCGUCCCUCGAUAUUUGACAUGGGAAAUAUACUCCAGCUUGACUCGUCUGAGAUUGAUUUCAUAGCACUCAAGGCCCCUCUUGUGCUUUUCAUCCUCGACCGAAGGCUUACGAAAGCUAGUGGAAAGGCCACAAUGUCCCGCAUCAUCUCUCGGCUUUUUCUCAAUGCUCGAAUGGGCGAUAUCCCGAACGGGGCGGUAUCCACCAUGCUUUUCCAGAAGACCUGUGAGCGACUGGGCCACGCAAAACUGGACUCAUUCUUUCAACAAUGGGUCUUUGGUGCUGGGUGUCCUCGCUUUCAGGCUACACAGAGGUUCAACAAAAAGAAGCUCGUAGUGGAAAUGAUGAUAAAACAAGUGCAAUCAGAACAGCCAAGCACACGUGACCUGGACAAGAAUUCCUUCAUGCGUGACGUUAAGGAGGAAAUUCGGGGUAUCUAUGCCGGGGUUGUUCAGCCGGUUUUUACUGGCUCCAUGACGAUUAGAAUCCACGAAGCUGAUGGUACACCUUAUGAACAUAUUGUCGAGAUUAAAGAAGGCGUCACUAAAUUCGAUAUCCCUUAUAACACAAAAUACAAGCGUUUGAAGCGGAACAAAAGGCAGAAAGAACGGGCCGCUGCUGCUUCGGGGGGUGAUCCUAAUGCAGAAGCACAAGAAGAUGUCCUGCUUUAUUGUUUGGGUGAUGUACUCCAGAGUGAAGAAGAAAUUCAAGAGUGGAAGCUGGCUGAUUGGAGCAAGGAAGACGAGGAGCGAAUGGGCCAAGAGUCUUACGAAUGGAUUCGCAUGGAUGCAGAUUUCGAGUGGGUUUGCAAGCUUUCCUUGGUUAUGCCAGGUUAUAUGUACCUUUCGCAGCUCCAACAAGAUCGAGAUGUGAUAGCCCAAUUGGAGGUUAGUUGAAUGGUCGUCUCCCUUUAGAGCUUUAUGCUGACAACAUGCCAGUCUCUACAAUAUAUGGCGGCCCAAAGAGAACACCCGUUGAUUUCCACGAUUUUUGUCCGAACCCUAAUGGACCGAAGGUACUUUUACGGAAUCCGUGUAGCUGCAGCAAAGGCCUUGGUUAAACAUGCCAAGGAAGACAUCAAUUGGCUGGGGCUAUUCCACCUGGAACGAGCUUUCCAGGAAUUAUUCUGUCUUCCAGGAUCGC